Messenger RNA from Cuculus canorus (common cuckoo), 10995 nucleotides. RefSeq names its product WNK lysine deficient protein kinase 1 (gene WNK1). Gene Ontology annotation, cellular component: cytosol; cytoplasm. Gene Ontology annotation, biological process: monoatomic ion homeostasis; negative regulation of sodium ion transport; intracellular signal transduction. NCBI's taxonomy places the organism in Eukaryota, Metazoa, Chordata, Aves, Cuculiformes, Cuculidae. The record is from RefSeq and is a predicted model, not a curated record. Gene Ontology annotation, molecular function: protein serine/threonine kinase activity; ATP binding; chloride channel inhibitor activity. Bases 446 to 8236 code for a protein of 2596 amino acids. The transcript is spliced from 32 exons.
ACUCCCUUCCCCGCAGGCCCGGCUGCUCCCGGACCUGCCCGCUUUCUCUCCCUCGCGGCUCGCUCCUCUCGCCUUAAAGCAGCCGGGAAGGCACCGUUUUCCCCACCCCCGGGCUCCGGGUCCUCCCGCUCCGGUGCUUUUCCCCUUUGCCCUCGCCAACCCCCAUCAUCUUCUCCGCUGCUGCUGCUCCAUGUCGGCCCCGCUGCCCGGCUCCCCGCCGCAGGAUGGAUGCAGACACUGACUGGGGAGCCACCCCGCCGGCCCAGCCUCCCCAGCAGCCGUCUCCCAGCUCCGCCGUGAGGAGCCCUUGGGACCCUCCUCUCUUGCAGCUGCAUCGGCAGCAGCGGACAGGCGCGCUCCUCGCUCAGUGACCGGUCCCUUCCCUCGCCUUCCCCCCUCACCGUCCCCGCAGCCGCCUCGCCCAGCAGCGCUCCCUCGGGGCACGAUGUCGGGGGGCGGCGCAGACGGCAGCACCACGGCUCCCCGCUUCUUGGUGCCGCCGCCGCCGCCGCCCAAGAAUGGGUCCAGCUCGGACAGCUCCGUCGGGGAGAAGCUGGGAGCCGCCGAGCACGGAACCUCCGGGGCCGGUGGGACGAGCGGAGGAGCUGGGAACGAAAGCCGGAGCGAGGAAUACCGGCGCCGCCGCCACACCAUGGACAAGGACAGUCGAGGGGCGGCAGCCACCGAGCACCGCUUCUUCCGCCGUAGCGUGAUCUGCGACUCCAACGCGACGGCCUUGGAGCUGCCCAGUUUGCAGCCCUCGGCCCCUGUCUCGGGAGGCAGCGCCGCUCCCUUGGUCUCUCCUCCCGAGUGUGCCAGCCGGACUUCUUCCAUUGCUGCUGGCGGUGCCGCCCAGGCCUCGCUGCUGCAGCAGCCGCCACCACCUGCCCCGCUUCCCCUCGAAGGACAGUCUGCUCAGGAGCUCCCUGCCGCGAAGGAUGCCUCCCUGCUGCUGCCCAAGGAGGAGGAGGAUGAGGCGACCGUGCUACCCCCCACCAGCGUCGCCGGCAGCGCAUCGGCUGUCAGCCGGGAAUUUGAAGAGCGGAGGACGCAGCAGGAAGACAUCGAAGAGCUUGAGACCAAGGCGGUGGGCAUCUCCCCUGAUGGUCGCUUCUUGAAGUUUGACAUCGAGAUUGGAAGAGGUUCUUUCAAAACUGUGUAUAAAGGACUGGAUACGGAUACCACUGUGGAAGUUGCCUGGUGCGAGCUGCAGGAUCGGAAGCUGUCCAAGUCAGAGCGACAAAGAUUUAAAGAGGAAGCUGGAAUGCUGAAAGGGCUUCAGCAUCCCAAUAUUGUCAGGUUCUAUGAUUCCUGGGAGUCUACAGUCAAAGGGAAAAAGUGUAUUGUUCUUGUGACAGAACUCAUGACUUCUGGAACACUGAAAACGUAUUUGAAAAGAUUUAAAGUGAUGAAAAUUAAAGUACUGCGAAGCUGGUGCCGUCAGAUACUGAAAGGCUUGCAAUUUCUACACACACGCACUCCUCCCAUUAUUCAUAGAGACUUAAAAUGUGACAACAUCUUCAUUACUGGCCCCACUGGAUCAGUCAAGAUUGGAGACCUUGGCCUGGCAACGCUGAAACGAGCUUCUUUUGCCAAAAGUGUGAUAGGUACCCCAGAGUUCAUGGCCCCCGAGAUGUAUGAGGAGAAAUAUGAUGAGUCCGUUGAUGUAUAUGCUUUUGGGAUGUGUAUGCUAGAGAUGGCCACGUCUGAGUAUCCUUAUUCCGAGUGCCAAAAUGCUGCGCAGAUCUACCGUCGAGUGACCAGUGGUGUCAAGCCAGCCAGUUUUGAUAAAGUAGCAAUCCCUGAGGUGAAGGAGAUUAUUGAGGGAUGCAUUCGACAAAACAAAGGUGAAAGAUAUGCUAUUAAGGACCUUUUGAAUCAUGCUUUCUUCCAAGAAGAGACUGGAGUACGGGUAGAACUAGCAGAGGAAGACGAUGGAGAAAAAAUUGCUAUUAAACUCUGGCUGCGAAUUGAAGACAUCAAAAAACUCAAGGGCAAAUACAAAGAUAAUGAAGCAAUAGAAUUUUCUUUUGACUUGGAGAGAGAUGUCCCAGAGGAUGUAGCGCAGGAAAUGGUGGAAUCUGGCUAUGUGUGUGAAGGGGAUCACAAGACAAUGGCGAAAGCUAUCAAGGACAGGGUAUCUUUGAUUAAGCGGAAGCGAGAGCAGCGUCAGUUGGUGCGAGAAGAACAGGAGAAGAACCUUCAGGAAGAAGGUAGUCAGAAGCAGCAGCUGGAACAACAGCAACCAUCAGGUGCUUCCCAUGCAGGAUCAAAGCAUCCCCAGUCUGUCACUGGUACUACUCCUGUCCCUGCUACUUCAGCAUCGGUUUCUACGCAAGUGGAGCCUGAAGAACCAGAAGCUGAUCAACACCAACAACUGCAGUUCCAGCAACCCAGUAUAUCUAUUCUUUCUGAUGGGACGGUUGACAGUGGCCAGGGAUCAUCUGUUUAUACUGAAUCAGGUGUGAGCAGUCAACAGACUGUGUCGUAUGGUUCGCAGCAUGACCAGUCCAUCUCAACACCUGCAGUCCAAGGUUACGCAGCCUCAGUUGGCCCAGUGCAGUCACAACAGCAUGGAGGAUAUCAGCCACCUGCAGCGCCUCAGCAUCCACGUGGGGGAACACCAACGUUCCCAGAUUCCCAGAUAUUUUUCCCAACUGUUCAUGAACGGCCAGUGUCUUUCUCACCACCACCUGUCUGCCCGCCGAAGGUGGCAGUUGCUCAGCGGCGCAAGAGCACCUCAUUUCUGGAAGCCCAAACUUGCCACUUCCAGCCAUUGCUGAAGACUGGCCAGAGUUUAGUUCCACCUGGUGGUAGUCCCACCAACUGGACACCAGAGGCAUUCGUUAUGCUGGGCACAGCAGCUCAGAGAGUCACUGGAGAGCCUCUGCAUGUGCAAGUUAAUCCUGUGUUUGAGCCAGCUCCUGUCCACAGUGACUAUAGAUCUGGACCAACACCUCCAGAGGAUGCUCACUACAGAAUGCAUCCAGAAGCUGUGUAUUUGGUGGGCAUGCACUAUCCAUCACAGACGCAGGUCCAAGGCCAGUCAGCCUCAAACAGUCCAUCGGUGCCGUCCCAGCCUACUCAACACACUCAGCAGAAUGUGCAGCAGCCAGCCUCUUCCCAACAACCUGGGCAAUACCAGCUGCAGCAGCCAUCAGUUUCUGCUGGUGCCACUCCCCCGCAAACUGUCUCUCAAACUCAAACUUCACAGGUUAUGCCAGUGCCUCAGGCAGCAGCUGGGACACAGCUUCCUGUUUCCCAACCAGUGCCGAUCAUCCAAGGCGAGCCUCAAUUACCUGUUGCAGCACCUUCUCUCCCUCAGCCUUCAGUUGCCCCAGCAGUCCCCAUUGGCUCUCAUUUUCUACCCAUGGGACAGCCCAUGCCAACUUCCAUGGUUCCCCAGUUCUCAGUCUCUCAGUUGCCUGUAGCAGCUCCUCAUGUGUCAGUGGCUCAGCCAGGUUUCCAGUCACUGCCCAUUUCAAUGGCAGCUGGCAUCAAUCAGCCAUUGCUCACACUGGCAACAUCUGCUGCGGCAGCCACUGUUCCUGUAGGAUCAACCGUUGUCCCUAGCCAGCUUCCCACGCUCAUGCAGCCUGUGGCUCAGUUGCCCAGUCAGGUUCUCCCUCAGCUCCUGCAGCCAGCUGUCCAGUCCAUGGGAUUGCCAGUCAGCAUUGGACAAGCUGCUGAAGCUUCGCUUCCUGCUGGAGAUGCUCUUUACCAGGGCUUCCCAUCUCAGCUGCCACCUCAAUACCCAGGCGAAUCGAAUGUUGCACCUUCCUCUGCUGUGGCUUCUGUUAGCGUUCCUUCUGCCGUACUUUCCCCUCCCUUACCUGCAGAUGCAAUGGCUCAGCCGGGCUAUCUUGCUCCUGUUGUGCAGCCGUAUGUGGAGCAGAGUGUUUUAGUUCCCAUGGGCAGCCUAGGUGGACACGUUCCAGUGCCCCCGCCUGCAGUGAGUUUAGCACAACCGGCCUCAUCUGCCUCUGCACAGCAGGCAGUUUUGGAGCAGAAUGUCAUGCCAUUGUGGGGACCUUGUUGCCACUGGCUGUUCUGUUGGGAAGGUACUCAGGGAGCCUCACAGACUGCUCCUUCAGAGACUCUUCCAGCAACGCAGCCUGCUCAGUCUACUGCUUUGGCUUCCUCUAUGGAUAGUGCGCAUUCUGAUGUUGCUUCAGGCUUGAGUGAUGGCAAUGAGAAUGUUCCAGCUUCUAGCGGAAGGCAUGAAGGGAGGACUACUAAACGUCAUAUGCGGAGGUCUGUCCGCAGCCGCUCUCGCCAUGAGAAGACUGCUAGGCCAAAACUGAGAAUUUUAAAUGUUUCAAAUAAAGGUGAUCGGGUAGUGGAAUGCCAGCUAGAGACACACAAUAGGAAAAUGGUUACUUUCAAGUUUGAUUUAGAUGGUGACAACCCUGAGGAAAUAGCUUCAAUUAUGGUGCAGAAUGAGUUUAUUUUAGCAACUGAGAGAGACUCAUUCGUAGAACAGGUACGAGAGAUUAUUGAGAAAGCAGAUGAAAUGCUAAGUGAGGAUGUCAGUGCGGAGCCAGAAGGUGGUCAGGGUUUGGAGAGUAUGCAGAUGAAAGAUGACGGCUUCUUUCCAGGGUCGCAGAAAUUAGAGUUCAAACAGCCAGAUCCUACAUCAUCUAUGCCACAAAGAAUAGGAGUUCCUCCUAGCUCCUUUACCCAGGUUGUCCAUUCUGCAGGAAGACGGUUCAUUGUCAGCCCUGUCCCUGAGAGUCGAUUAAAAGAACAGGGCUUUUUUACGUCUCCUGUUCCUGGAGGAAAAGAAGAUAUGGUUGCUGCAUCUCCACUACAUGGUCCUGGAAUGAAUCUCUCCCACUCAGCAUCGUCACUUAGUUUGCAGCAAGCCUUCUCUGAGAUGAAUCAUGCUCAAAUGACAGAAGGACCUAGUACAGCUCCUCCAGUGUUCAAUCAAACAGUACCACCAUUUCCACCUGCACUUGCUACCAUGGCAGGCAGUGGUGCACCCCCUGCAUCUGUGGCCACUUCUUCAAUGUCUGUUCCCUCCAGCACAGGUGUUUCUCUUCCAGGAUCUGUUACUUUGCCUUCAGAAGGUGCAGCUGUUGGAGUUGCACCAAGUGCAAGUGUGCCAAGCUCUGUUUCUCCACCUCCAGCCUCAGAGUCUGGACAGCAGUUGACUGGUGUCUCUUCUAGUGUGAGCGCCCCUGCUUCAUUCUCCUUACCUACCGCAUCCCAGCCUGCUCAACCAGUAACUGGAGACAUUGCCCCCAGUAUUAGCACACCGUCAUCUUUGGCACUGCCAUCUACCCAGGUUCCUGGUGUCACUGGUCUUGGUGUCGUUGCACCAGCUGUGACAUCUCAGUCUGCUCCUCAGAUUGUAAGUAGUAUGGCAGCACCACAGACAGCAGUCGCCCUGUCUCUGGCUCAGAAUGUGGCUUUGCAGCUUCCUCAGCUUAGUAGCAGUGGCUCUGUCUCCAAUCUGUCAGAAACAACAGUUGUAAGUGCUCAGCAGUCACUACCUGAGAGUGGGCAGUCUGUGGAUACAUCACAGCUCUGCAAUACGGCUGGCUUAUCUCUUCCAAUCUCCGCACCUUUAUCAUCCUCAGUAGCAACAAGCAUAUGUGGUUCAGUCGCUCAGCCAGUGAUGCAUCCCUUACUUGUCCCGUCAGGAAUUACAUCAACGCCUGUCCUACCCCAGAUUCCGGGUGCAACGCCCAUGUUACCCCAGGUUCCCUUACCUGGUGUCUUACCACAACCAGUUACUAACUUGCCUGCAGUACAGCAAACUUUGAUACACAGCCAGCCUCAACCAGCUCCAUUACCCAACCAGCCUCAUAUUCACUGUCUGGAGGCUGAUGCUGAUGCUCAGUCUAAAGCUCCUGGAAUUGAUGAUAUAAAGACCCUGGAAGAAAAGCUACGGUCUCUCUUCAGUGAACAUGGUAAUGUAGGAACAGUGCAUCCAUCAGUAUCUCUGGAGACAUCAUUGGUAAUGGAAACUACAGUUAUUCCUGGGAUACCGACCACUGCUGUUGCACCAACUAAACCCCUGACGUCCAUUAGCACUUGUAUACCUCCAAGCAGUUUGCCUCUUGGACCAACUGGCUUGCCAGUGCUGACACCAGUUGCCACUCCUGGGCAAGUGAUCACCCCGGUCAGCUAUAUUUCGGCAUCGAGCAGCGUUGCAACAGCAGUAGUGAAACCAGGGACCUCUCCUUCAAAGCCCCCUCUUAGCAGGGUACCGGUGCUACCAGUAGGUUCUGAACUUCCAGCUGGCACUCCAUCCAGUGAGCCGCUGCCACCUUUUCCAGGACCUUCACUAACUCAGUCUCAACAGCCACUGGAAGAUCUGGAUGCUAAGCUGAGAAGAACCCUUAGUCCAGAGACUGUUCCAGGGACAUCUGCUCCUGCCUGUUCUGUCCCCUCAGUAGCAUCUACAACGGUUACCGGACUGGUGUCCACAGGAACACAGUCUCUGAAGGAUGCUUCAGCAUCAUGUGGUGCAGAGAGCGGUGCUACGGCUACCACAGCAGGAGCUGGUGUUCUUAAGAUGGGACGGUUUCAGGUAUCUGUGGCAGUGGAUGAUGUGCUAAAAGAGGGUGACAAACCUGAAACUAAGCCGUUGCAAUUUGACACCACCUCCACUGAUUCUUCAUCUCUUUCUGGCAGUAGCCCAGAGAGUACACUGGUAAAGCAGGCUGGCAGUCGGAAAAGCGAGGCUGUAGCUGACUCUUCCUUGGAUGUGGUAGAUGGCAUGCCUCGGACAGUCCCUGUGCUGCAAUUACCAGUAGAUGUUGUUCAGCCUACUAAGGUUGGGCGCUUUCAGGUGACAACAACAACGGAUCAAGUGGGGCGCUUUUCGGUGUCAAAGACUCAGGAUGAGAUCAGCUGUGCAGAGAAAGAGCCAAUGACUCUUCCUCUCUCUGUGGACUUGGAACAAGUUGCUUCUUCAGCCGCAGCUCCAAAGAAAGAGUUGGAGUCAAGGCAGUCGCCGCAUAUGAACGGUCCAUCCUCUGAACCAGAGGCAACCUUCUUAAGCGGGAUGGCUAAGGAUUUGGAUGAUGGCUCAGGGAGCCCAGACUCCCUCCAGCCCAUGGGGUCGAAGAUCAGCCUCCCUGUUCAGAGCCUUAGCAACUCCUUCAACUCUUCCUACAUGAGCAGCGACAAUGAGUCGGAUAUUGAAGAUGAAGACUUGAAAUCGGAACUCCGUCGGUUACGUGAGAAGCACCUUAAAGAGAUCCAGGAGCUGCAGAGUCGCCAGAAGCAGGAGAUUGAGUCACUGUACAUGAAAUUGGGAAAGGCCCCACCUGCCGUAAUUAUUCCCCCAGCUGCACCCCUUUCAGGAAGGAGGAGACGACCUACUAAAGGAAAAAGCAGCAAGUCCAGUCGUAGCAGCUCCCAGGGAAAUAAAAGCCCUCAGCUAUCAGGCAAUCUGUCAGCUCAAAGUGCACCAUCAGUCUUGCCCCCCCAGCAGACUCUUCAUCCUCCUGGUGGUGUGCCAGAGACUGGGCAGAACCAUUUGUUACAGCCCCUCAAACCUUCACCUUCUAGCGAAAAUCUCUACUCUGCCUUUACCAGUGAUGGUGCCCUUUCAGUACCAAGCCUUUCGGCACCAGGCCAAGGCUGUGCGAAGUUUAACUGUGCAUCUGAGAGAGUGACCUUCAAGCCUGGUGGCAGGAGGACCCGAUUUCUGAGUACGCCCUGCUUGGCUCUUUGGAAGAUGGUGAAAAAAGUCUGUCCUUGCAACCAGCUCUGUAGGACCAGCAGCACCAACACAGUCGGGGCUACUGUGAGCAGCCAAGCACCCCAGUCUCAGCCUCCUGCUAUUGCCUCAAGCCGGAAAGGGACUUUCACAGACGACCUGCACAAGCUGGUAGACAACUGGGCCAGAGAUGCCAUGAACCUGUCUGGCAAGAAAGUUGGCAAAGGGCAUAGCAGCUAUGAGGGCCCUGGAAUGGCAAGGAAGUUCUCGGCACCAGGUCAGCUUUGUGUCUCUAUGACAUCUUCCCUGGGUGCUACACCCAUCUCUGCAUCAUCAGCUACCUCUUUAGGUCCCUUUACAAAGGCGAUGUGUCCUCCGCAGCAGUACGGUUAUCCAGCAGCGUCCUUUGCCGCUCCGUGGAGUGGGACGGGCGGGCCAGCACAACCACCGCUUGGCCAGUUCCAGCCCGUAGGUGCUGCAUCUUUGCAAAGCUUCAACAUCAACAAUUUGCAAAAAUCCAUCAGCAACCCUCCAGGCUCAAACCUGCGGACGACUUAGCUGCGCUCGGAGACCGUGCUGGCUUGACCUCGGGACAGGACAUGGGGAGGGAGACGGGGCCCUGUAUCAACUACUAGUGCUGCAAUGAACUGGUAGCUUUGCCAGACUGGGAAUGAUUUUCUCUUUUCCAACCAUUGCUGUCAACUCUCUGUAAAGGGAGUUUUCCCCACACGCUUGGAAGGGGGAGGAGGAUGAUCAGCAUCCGUAUGACCGGACAGUGCUUUUGACCGAGAGGUUCCGCUCUUGUUUGGAAUGAGAGCUGUGAAGAGAAGUCACGGGGUCAGUUAAUGCAGUCUUGCUGUAAAUUUUUUCCUCUGGUUUGAGGCUGAAUCCACAUGUGUUGAGGUGGGAGAGCUGAAUCCUAGCAUGAGGCUUUAGCAUUGCUUCUUACCUCUCCCUGAAGAACCAAGACCAGGAGAAAAGCUGUCCAAAUCCCCCUCCUCCUCUCCCUCUCCUCCAUCAAUUGUGUCUGGCUCCAAAAUGAUGGGGGCACACGAAUGGACUCGCAGUGCAGCCCCUGCUUGAUAGGUCAUUACUGCUUUAAGUAAGAUAAUUAACAGCUUCGACUGCAGCAUUAGAGCAAUUUAAAAUGUUUAAAAGAUUUUUAAAAGUUCCCUGCGGACAUGUACUUACCAUCAGUUUUGAUGUGGAAACACUGUGAUAUAUAAAUGUUGUUGGACAACAGUAGUUUAAAAACGAGUGGAAUAUAGAGGGUUAAAAGAGCUAAAAAAGAAAAAAAAAUGGGAAAAAAAGCUAGCUAUAUCCUUAUACUUAUUGGAGACACUUUAACUUUUUCCUUUGUAUUUUCAUUGUAUUAGAGAAAUAAAUGUGAAUGUAAAAUUGUAUAAAUUAAUGUACUUGAAUACUUGUCUGUUCUCCCAGUACGCUUGCUGGAUAUUUUAGUGCCUUGGACUUCUCUUGCUUCUGCAGUUUAGCAUCGUCUUCCCAGCAGACCCCCAGGCAGACAGAGGGCAAGUUCAGAGAGGGCCGGAUUGUUUGUACCUUAGGGACUGGGACACCGGAGUUCCCGUAGUGGUAUCGUUACUGCUCGGUGUAGGUGUAGGGAGAGGGAAGUCAUGGAGGCGGCAGGUGGGAACUUGUCCAGGCGGGCAGAUCUGAAGUUGCUGGUGUGACAGGAGCCAGGUGGGGGUGAGACGGAGCGAUGUGGGGGAAGCUAAAACGAGACUGACCAGUAUUGGCUACGGAAGCGGGGGGUCUGGAUUGGAAAUGGAGAGAGGAUGGGGAGAAUGUGUGUCUUUGGGAAAGGCCCAACUGAAGAUGCAGUUUGACUUCACCUGCAAAGCGGUAAAGGUGUUUGGUCAGGAUGUGGCUUGAGGGACAGGAGCCGUUGCUCGUUGGCGUGGGCUUGUCUGCUGGGAUUGCUUUUCUUACCUUUCUUUUUCUUCUUUUGGGUAAAAUCUGUUUAAGCCAGGGACAGACUGUCCUGGCACAACGUCCAUUGCCGGCAAUGGAUGUACUUGAAACAGCCGGCAUCAAGAAGUUUCCUCUGUCUUUGCUCUUGGAGGCUUUACAAUUUUGUUCACUCUAACAAAUUCCAAGGUGGUACCAGGACUGUAACCGUUUCUGUCACCUCCCGGUAACAGUCCCGUUUCUUCCGCUUUGCUCAUUUUCCGUUUCCGUAUUUAAAAAAUACUGUUUUCCUCUUCAAAGUGAAAAUAAUAGCAGCCAGUAUUUGUGUGGUGCUGCAGAAAGCUGGGAAGGAUGGGAGUUCUGCUUCCUGCUUCUUGGGAGCAGCUCACCGGGAUCCCGGAAGUCAGUGCACCACAGAGAUGUUACAUGCCUGAAUUGUUUUUCCUGGGAGCGCUGUUUCCCCCGUGGGGCCUUAAUUAGAAGUUUUUUCUGUCUGCGGAUGUUCUCACUCUAUUAUUUUUACAAAGAAACGCGCAGGGUCCGUUCCUUUCCUGUCACUUUUUUUUGGAUGGCAGUUUUGGCAGCAAGGGCAGGUGCGUGGGAGGUGAUGCCCGAGGGCGAAAGCUGGUGGCGAUGUGGCUCGGCUCCCAGUUCCUUAGGUUUGGGGGUUUGUUCUUUGUAACCGAAGCACGGACUAGAGCUGCGGAAGGAGAGGAGGAGAGGCUCGUGGUGUGUGUGGGGAGAAAGCAGGGGUCCCUGUGGCUGAAGUGAAGCGGAGCAGCUUUGCUUUUCUGUCGGAAUGGAUGCAGAGAUGUUUACUGAACACGCCCAGCGCGAGGGGAGAAGGGGGGAUGCCCUGGUAAACGGGAGCAGCAACAAACUUGAGGCAGUAAUGAACAAUGGGAAUAUUCCUGGCAGGGGAACAAAUCAGCUGGGUGCAGCACAUGGUUAUUGAAUUUUGAUCUAAUAAGUUUUAGGUCGUUUUUUUCACUUAAUGUUAUGCAAGAACUGGUUUUAUUUGCCAUUGAUUUCCUCUCCCCUCCUCUCCCCCCCUCCUGUGGAUGAAUAACUGAAGUCUAGAGGAAUAAACUAAUGCUACUGAACUGUUAAAUUAUUUUGUUUAAUAUUACACUUUGAGUAUCUUUUUCCACAUAAAAUCUGUUUCUGAAUUACAAAGCGUUUUCUUUACAUUAUUUAACAAUGUACACUGUUAAAAAAAAAAUAAAAUGAAUUGAAACUCUGGGCUUCCCCGGCUGUGGUUCAGUUGUGUGUUUUGCACUAAUUCCAGGCACUGCGCUUCCUGCACGACUGCGCUUCGUGCUGCCAUUUGUUACCUUUGUAGAAUAUUUAACGAAGACAUUCAAAUAAACUGAACCUGGUUUUGUUGA